AUGGAAGCGCAUACCCAGCUGGCUAUAAGAUCCAGCGAGCUGGGGCCGCGCUUCACUGCUGGCGACCGCCGACGGCUGUGGCAGCAGCUAGCCGACCAGCUCAACACUCAAGGCCCCGUCGUGAAAACCACCGAGCAGUGGCAAGAGUGGUGGCGGAAGCAGGUGUUCGAGGCCCGCCGCAACGCUGCCGCACUUGCCCAAGAACAAAGAAGCACAGGAGGGGGGCGGCUACGUGGCUUUCAUGGCCGAGUCCUGGAGCUCACCGGGACGGUCCGCCUCCACGGUGUGACCGACCUCCCCUACCAAGAGCAGGCUGACGUCCCCACCUGCGCGAUGGAAGUCGUCGUGCAAGACGAGGCUGCGGGCGUGAGCACAGCGACACCGGCAGAGGAUCCACCGCGCGGCGCGGCGCCUGCCGAAAGGGUGGCCGCUGCACCUGUGUUGCAGCACCCUGUUCGGCCACCACGUCGACAGCGACCGCGACGGGUGGAUACCCUGACGACGAUGUCGUCGCAGUGCGCCCGCAGCCUGGAACAGGGCGACGAGGUGCUGCAGGUGCUGCGCAGAAUCGAGGCCUCCACAACCCGCCUCGCUGUCGCGGCAGAGCGGACGGCAGCAGCCCAGGAGGGGAUCCUGGAGCAGGUGCGCGCCAUAGCGCAGGACAUCACUGAGCACCUGCAGCAAGCGAGACAUUAA
This is a messenger RNA of Dermacentor andersoni, 696 nucleotides long. NCBI's taxonomy places the organism in Eukaryota, Metazoa, Arthropoda, Arachnida, Ixodida, Ixodidae. The record is from RefSeq and is a predicted model, not a curated record.